Molecule: messenger RNA, 1377 nt
Organism: Cricetulus griseus (Chinese hamster)
Lineage: Eukaryota; Metazoa; Chordata; Mammalia; Rodentia; Cricetidae
Source: RefSeq, a predicted model, not a curated record
AUGGAGGGGAUCUACCCAGGAAGCAAGAUCAGAGGCUCCCCUGCCCACACUGGCUCCACAUCCAUGAGCCCAUCAGCAGUCUUGCCCACAGGGAAGCCAAUGGACAGCCACCCCAGCUACACGGACACUCCAGUGAGUGCCCCACGGACACUGGGUGCUGUGGGAACCCCCCUCAAUGCUCUCGGUUCUCCCUACCGAGUCAUCACUUCUGCCAUGGGUCCACCCUCAGGAGCAUUGGCAGCCCCUCCAGGCAUCAACUUGGUGGCCCCACCCAGCUCUCAGCUAAAUGUUGUCAAUAGUGUCAGCAGCUCUGAGGACAUCAAGCCCUUACCAGGUCUGCCUGGGAUUGGAAACAUGAACUAUCCAUCCACCAGCCCCGGGUCUCUGGUGAAACACAUCUGUGCCAUCUGUGGAGACAGAUCCUCAGGAAAGCACUACGGCGUAUACAGCUGCGAAGGCUGCAAAGGCUUCUUCAAAAGAACCAUAAGGAAAGACCUCAUCUACACCUGUCGGGAUAACAAAGACUGCCUCAUUGACAAGCGCCAACGCAACCGCUGCCAGUACUGUCGUUACCAGAAGUGCCUGGUCAUGGGCAUGAAGAGGGAAGCUGUGCAAGAAGAAAGGCAGAGGAGCCGGGAGUGAGCCGAGAGUGAGGCAGAAUGUGCCAGUAGUGGCCACGAAGACAUGCCUGUGGAGAGGAUUCUAGAAGCUGAACUUGCUGUGGAACCAAAGACAGAAUCGUACGGUGACAGGAACAUGGAAAACUCGACAAAUGACCCUGUUACCAACAUAUGCCAUGCUGCUGACAAGCAGCUCUUCACCCUUGUUGAGUGGGCCAAACGCAUCCCCCACUUCUCAGACCUCACCUUGGAGGACCAGGUCAUUCUGCUCCGGGCAGGGUGGAAUGAAUUGCUGAUUGCCUCCUUCUCCCACCGCUCAGUAUCUGUCCAAGAUGGCAUCCUGCUGGCCACAGGCCUCCAUGUCCACAGGAGCAGCGCUCACAGUGCGGGUGUUGGCUCCAUCUUUGACAGAGUCCUCACUGAGCUGGUUUCCAAGAUGAAAGACAUGCAGAUGGAUAAGUCAGAGCUCGGGUGCCUGCGAGCCAUUGUGCUCUUCAACCCAGAUGCCAAGGGUUUGUCCAACCCCUCUGAGGUGGAGACUCUUCGAGAGAAGGUUUAUGCCACGCUUGAGGCCUAUACCAAGCAGAAGUAUCCGGAACAACCGGGCAGGUUUGCCAAGCUGCUGCUGCGCCUCCCAGCUCUGCGCUCCAUCGGCUUAAAGUGCCUGGAGCACCUCUUCUUCUUCAAGCUCAUCGGGGACACGCCCAUUGACACCUUCCUCAUGGAGAUGUUGGAGACCCCACUGCAGAUCACCUGA